This is a messenger RNA of Cuscuta campestris, 2873 nucleotides long. Lineage: Eukaryota; Viridiplantae; Streptophyta; Magnoliopsida; Solanales; Convolvulaceae. The record is from the annotation of a GenBank genome assembly.
AGACCACAAAUUGACGAUUUGACGCAGCCCCGCCGCUCCCGACUCUACAACGACGCGGCUCUUCCACGACGCAAUAACCCUCCUCUUCUACGCGUCACCGCUGCGCUACCCUAGGUAGACCAGGCAUUAACGCUUUUCCACAGACGGCCGGGAGCACGUCGGACGAGUGAGGCACUAGAAGCCGUAUAGGUUUAAAAUAGAGCUGGUCAAUGCAAAUAAACUAGCAUCUUUGUGUGUGCAAUAGACACGGAGGAGAAUAAACAGGUCAAUAACAUCUACUGGCAAUGUUUGCUCACUUGAAAUUUGAACUGUUCUUAAUGCCUGGAGAAUUAAGAUGCACAAACCACAAUCUUUCUUGUAGACUAAUAUAAAAAGUCAAAAUAUGGGCAAGCAUUAGACAUAUUCCCAACUUUGUCUUUGAAAAUUUAAAUAGAAAUCUGAAUAAUGAAAUCACCAUCGUUUUUUUAUCUUUUUGACAGAAGAGGUAAGCAUCCAAACGAGUUAUGUCAACUCCACAAGGAUUUUUGAACACCUGGUUUGCCAGGCCUGAUGUUUUUUGUUUGAUCUGCAAUGGUGUCACCUAUUAUAUAGUAGUCUUAUACAUUUUUAAAUUUAGUUAAUUGGUUGUGUGACUUGUGACGUGUCAUGACACCAUAUUUGUGCCAUUGCAAUUGCCAUACCAUCCCAUCACAAUGAAUAUCGCUAUGCGCCAUGACAACUAUGAGUCUCGUAUAUCAACUUUCUCCCAUGCCCGGAAAUCUCGGCCAAUCUAUGUUCGUCCCUACUUCAGUUCCCUAGAUUGGGAUCUCGUUAAUAUCUGAAUUCUGAACUCUAGCUGAUCCCCGCCUCAUCAGUCAUGAAUUGAUCACUUGUUAGACUCAGGCAACCAUUUUUAAAGAUUGCAGAAAUCACAUCGUGUUCACCCACAAAUGACCUUUAUGUGUGUUUGUGCUCUAAUGUAUUAGUGUUGGCCGAUUUGAUUAGUAAUAUUUAGAGUAAUGUUUUUUUAAUUAUUCGUUUAUAACGUGAGGUAUUCUAUAUAUAGUUAUCAAUUCUAAGAUAUUAUGUUCAAGAACCUCUAUAUUUGAGAAAUAUUCCAUAAUCAAUCUUUUGUGGACUACAUAUGGAAAACAUAUUUGGGUCCAAAGGAUUGAUCAUGCAGUAGCUCUCAAAUAUAGAGGACCAUAAACAUAAUAUCGUAGAAUGGAGGACUAUAUAUAGAAAAUGCCUUUUUAUAGAAUUGCUCUAAAAUUUAUUGUUUUUAUUAUUAUAUUUCACAUUUUCGUCAUUAAUUCAAUUCCUGAUAGCUAUUGUGAUAAAGUGCCACCUAUGCUGUUAUUUUAUGUUAUUAAUAUUUAUAAUAGAGUCAGGUCAGUUGUUUUAUUUUAAAUAUGUUAGUGACUAAGUAGAAAAUAAUGUGUAAGUAGACUUAAAUUCUAGGAGUAGUUGCUAAGUAAUAUUGUAGCGGGCCUAAAGUCUAGGGAUAGUUGCUAGGUAAUGUGGUAGUUGGCCUAAAUUUUAAGAAUUGGUGGCUUCUAUAAAAUUUGAGGCUCAUUAUUUGUACAAGUUAUCCAGAAAGUAAUUCAAUAUUUAUUAUUGGAGAUUUUCCUUGGCUUUAUUACUUAUAUGAGUUUAAGAUUCUUGCUCAUAUUUUGAUAAAGAUUUUCAUUUGUCUUUAUUAUUUUAUGGAGUUAGAUCCUGAUUUCAUAAUUUGAUAAAAGACUAUUCUUAAUUUAUUUUCCCCACCAAUCUCGAGUUCUAUCAUAUUGUCUUGAUUGUUUAUACAAACGGUCUUUGGGUUGAAACUAUUGUGAAUUUUCAUUGUCUUCCUUAGUGAUUUGGAGUGGCAUAAAUAGAUGUUUGUGUUUAAAUUCAACAUUUACACAUACUGUAUGCGUGUGCCUAAUUACAAAAUUUAAAUAUUAGGUCAAUGUUGUGUGCUACAUCUCCAAAAAGUUGUGAAUUACCAUAUACGAGAUAUUCCUUUUUUUAUCCAAAGAAAUUAUCUCCAGUGAGGAUAAGAGCAUUGGCUUCACUACCGGUGACUAAUGGUCUCAAAGUUGAGUACACACCAUGGUUGAUUGUGGGAUUAGGUAACCCUGGUAACAAGUAUCAUGGAACACGCCACAAUGUUGGUUUUGAAAUGAUUGAUCAGUUAUCUCAAGAAGAGGGCAUUUUGUUGAACACAAUACAAUCAAAAGCUUUGAUUGGAAUUGGUUCCAUUGGAGAGGUACCAGUUGUCUUAGCCAAACCUCAGGCUUACAUGAAUUUCAGUGGAGAAUCGGUUGGACCACUUGCUGCAUAUUAUCAUGUACCGUUGCGACAUAUCGUACUGGUUCAUGAUGAGUUGAGUUUACCAAAUGGUGUCUUGAGGCUUAAGCCUAAACGGGGAUAUGGCCAGCACAAUGGGGUGAAAAGUGUAAUGGAGCAUCUGGAUGGCUGCUAUCAAUUCCCACGACUUUGCAUAGGAAUUGGAAACCCGCCUGGAACAAUGGAUAUGAAGGCAUUCCUCCUCCAGAAAUUUAGUAAAACUGAACGCGAACAGGUGGACACUGCACUGAAAGAAGGGGUUGAGGCGGUGAGAAUGCUGGUGUUGGAAGGGCACAGUAGCAGUUUGAGAAGAUUUAACAUUGGGCAGAAGUUCAAGUACCACAAAGUUUGAUCCCAUUAUCAUGGUGAUGAUGGAGGAAGCGUGAGUAUGAUAUGGUCGUCGUAUUUUGAGAUUCCAUCCAGGUUUUGUGCCUUUUAAGGGGUCGUUUACUAGAACUUAUUUAUCUCAAGUAAAUUGAAUGUUACUGAGCUGAACUUAAUUGAUUUUACUUAAAUUGUACUUACAGAUAAUACUGAAUUAGGUAUCGAAUUCUGGAAAAAUU